AUGGUUGCUGGUGCAGCAGCUGUUGACUCUGCAAACCAUUAUGAGAGUAGAUCAGUCGGCGAAGGGAACCUGUGGCAUUACGAGGGAACUGGUGUUCAAGGUACCGGUCUAGGGGUGCAAGAUCGAUCGGUGGAGUGGAACCAUGAUGCAAACAAUUAUCACUACGACCAACUGAGAGUUCCGAUGCAUCCAGUUCACGAGUGGCAUCAGGAUGACUCAAACAACAAACAGGAUAUCCAAGAAUGGAGACCAACCUACGGAGGAACAAGUGAUCAUCAAGAGGCAUCGGCACACUCGAAAGAAUCGAGCAUGGAGCAGCAUAGUUCACAGGAAUGGCGGAGUGACAGUGGACAUCAGGACGAUGUCGGUAGUAAACAUGAGGAUAAACACCAUCACCAUCAUUAUCACCAUCACGUUAAGGUGGUUGAGGUGCCGAAACCAUUUCCGGUGCAUGUCGAAAAACCGUAUCCGGUGUAUGUGGAAAAACCAGUGAUCGUGGAGAAGCAUGUCCCACUGAAGUUCUAUAUCAAGAAGAAAUACCAUUAGGGAUUAGCUUUUCGUUUGGAAUGCAGCCAAAGGAUGUACGUUCGAUUGUUAUCUAGUUGUAUUUUUUGUUUUGUAAAGUAAGACUGAUUAUAUGAAACAAAAUUAGU
Malaya genurostris is the source of this 653-nucleotide messenger RNA. RefSeq lists its product as uncharacterized. Bases 1 to 546 code for a protein of 181 amino acids. The transcript has a single exon. NCBI's taxonomy places the organism in Eukaryota, Metazoa, Arthropoda, Insecta, Diptera, Culicidae. The record is from RefSeq and is a predicted model, not a curated record.